Molecule: messenger RNA, 2055 nt
Organism: Australozyma saopauloensis
Lineage: Eukaryota; Fungi; Ascomycota; Pichiomycetes; Serinales; Metschnikowiaceae
Exons: 1
Coding region: 1-2055 (684 amino acids)
Biological process (GO): intracellular protein transport; vesicle-mediated transport
Cellular component (GO): membrane coat
Molecular function (GO): clathrin binding
Source: RefSeq, a predicted model, not a curated record
AUGGAUGCUAAUUAUUUUGGGAAAUGCAAAGCGUCGGAGCUUAGAGCGGAAAUUGGCCAAGCUCGAAAGAAAGGCAAACCAAACGCAAGAGUCAAGGUUGUUCUCAAAAAAAUCAUCUCCAACAUAAUCCUCAACAAGGUCGAGCUUGCAUCGCUCAUGAAUGAGGUUGUUUAUCUCCUAACAUUGGAUGACUACGAGAUCAGCAGGCUCUGUUCUCAUUACAUUGUUCAUUAUGCGGCCUACAACCCAGAGGAUGCCCUAAACGCAUUGGAAAUCUACCACCGAUUUGCGCAAGAUAAAGAUCCAUUGUUGAGGGCACUAUCAGUGAAAACAGUUUCGUCUGUGCGGCAAAAGGACUUCUUCCGCCAAGGACUUAUCAUAACACGCCCCUUGCUUGACGAUAACAAUCCACACGUGAGAACUGCGGCUGCUUUUGCUGUUGCACGUUUGUUUCAUGAAAACCAAGUGAAAGUAGUAGAUUCUGGACUUAUAGAAGGCCUAAAUGAUCUACUCUAUGAUGAGAACAAAAACGUCGUAGCCAGUGCAUUAGCUGCCCUAGACUCCAUCAUACAAUCUUCACCCUCCCAUAGUCUCAAUGUGAACAAGGAGCAUCUGCUUUCUUUAAUCGCCGGCAUCGGAACAACUAGCGAGUGGAAACAAGUGUCUUUGCUAGAUGCUCUCAUGUCCUAUGUGCCACAAAGCUCAGAUGAUGCCUUAGAAAUGAUGGAUGCGGUCUUGCCUUGUUUUCUGCAUGAAAAUACCGCCGUGGUUCUAAAUUCCGUCAAGCUUGUGGUCUACUUGAGCAACUUCAUUGCAUCACCAGAGUCAAAUUUCUCGGGAUUAGAUAAGCGGUUGGGUUCAGCUUUGGUGUCAAUGCUCUCCAAACCACCAGAAAUCCAAUUUUUAGUAUUGCGAAACGUGAUCUUGAUUCUACUCGGCCGCAGAUAUCUUGUCGAUGUGGAUGUAGAGCUGUUUUUCUGGAACUUGGAUGAUCCAAUGUACAUUAAGGACACAAAGCUUGAAAUCAUAUAUUUAUUGGCGGAUGAGGGCAAUUACGAGAUCGUAUUCCGCGAGCUCGAGGAAUAUGCGACUGAUGUGGACGUCAAAAUGGCCCGCAAAGCAAUCCGUGCCUUUGGAAACUUGUCCAUAAAAUUAGAAGCCGCUGCGGAUAGAUGCGUUGCUCUUUUGAUUGACUUGCUAGCAGGUGAAUCUCCCCGAAUUGCUCAAGAGGCAAUGAUUGUUAUGACAAACAUUUUACGGAAGUACCAAAACACAUACGAUGACACAUUAGACCACUUUGUCAUUCAUUACAAAACCAUGGAGGAUGAUGAUGCUAAAAUCGCGCUAUCUUGGAUUCUCGGGAAUUAUUCCGAGAGUAUUACAUUUACGAGCGAGGCUCUCAAAUAUCUCUGUGAUACUUAUGAAAAGGAAAGUGUGCCCGUUCAGCUUGCAAUCAUGACAGCUGUGGUGAAGUAUUAUGUUGCUAAUCCUCUGGACGCAGAGUCUUUGGUACUUCAAGUGCUUAAGUAUGCGACUGAAGAAAGCGGCAAUCCGGAUCUUCGUGAAAGAGGAUUGUUCUACUGGCGGAUGAUAACCCAUGAGUACAAUGCUGAACCCGGGCCAAAUCUUCAAAAGUAUACCAAGCAUGUCGUUAUGGAGAGGCGGUGCCAAAUUACGCCAGAUGCUGAAAAUAUUGACCCUGCAAACCUUGAAGAAUUGGAGUUAAACAUUGGAACACUAGCUUCUAUUUAUUUGAAAUCAGUUAGGGUUGUAUUCCGAUUUGCCAAGCAAAAAUCCCUACCAAAAUCUCCGGCCCUUCAAGAGAGAAGAAAAAGCAUGUCCUCACCAAAAAAGAGUAGCAAGGAGACAAACCGGAAGCAUGAGCUGAUGAGAUUAGAUAAUGUGCGCCCGCCACUUUAUAGCGCGCCGAGGAGUCGGAGCACUGCCAGUAUUACAGCAGACUCGCUUGCAGAUUCUGUCGAGAGACCUUCCGAGUCAUUAAAAAAUAAGUUCGUCCGUCGCGCAAGCUCAAUGAUGGGCAAAAAACAUACAUAA